AUUAUCACUACCUUUUUUCUGGAGAGUAAAAACAUUUAAAAAACAUUAUUGCAAAAAAUUAUGAAAUUAUGAGGUCUGGAAUUCUGUUUGCUGCUUUUACUUGCUUUAUGCAAUCUGUGAGAUGUGCAGAUUCCAACGUUUUUCUAAUAUAUAAUGAGAAUCACCGAAGGUGUGUGGAUGCAAAAAGUGAACAAGCUGUGGAAAUAAAUGUUUGUGAUGCCACUGAAAAGUCGCAGCAGUUUCAGUGGGUUACUGGUCAGAGGCUCAUGAACAUCAAGUACACACUAUGCCUUGGAGUUCCCAGAAAAACGAACUGGGUGCCGAUAACUCUGUAUCAAUGCAAUGACAGCAGCAAUCUGCAGAGCUGGGUAUGCCAGAAUGACACCCUGCUGAGCAUCAAGGGUGUUGAUCUCUACUUCAAUUAUGGGAACAAAAAUGCAAAAAAUAUAAUGCUGUACAAAGGAUCGGGAUUAUGGAGCAGGUGGAGAGAUUAUGACACCAACCAUGAUCUUUGCUCAAAGCAGUUUGAAGAUUUGUUUACAAUACUAGGUAAUUCCAAUGGACAGCCCUGUGUAUUUCCUUUUAAGUAUAACAAGAAGUGGUAUACAGAGUGUACACUUGAUGGCAGAAACGAUGGACUCCAUUGGUGUGCAACCACAUCAGACUAUGCAGAUCGCAAGUGGGGGCUUUGUCCUUCAAAAUCUGCCCCCUGUAAUUCUCUUUGGAGGAAAGAUUCUUUAACAAGUAAAUGUUAUCAAGCCAACAGUCAAUCAGCUCUAACAUGGCAUGAAGCAAGAAGGAGUUGUCAGCAACAAAAUUCUGACUUGUUGAGUGUGACAGAAUUGCAUACUCAGACAUUUGUGUCAGGCCUAUUACAAUAUGUAGGAACACCUCUGUGGAUUGGACUAAGCAGCCAGGAUUUUGAGAGCGGGUGGGAAUGGAGUGACCAAAGCCCCUUCAGAUACUUGAACUGGGCUCCUGGUCAUCCAUCAGCUGGCAGAGAAGAUACAUGUGUGGCAUUGAAUCCAUCAAUGGCAUCAAAGUGGGAAAGCAAUGCUUGUUCUCUGAAAUUGGGAUAUAUUUGUCAAGGUGACACUAAGCCUUUGAAGACCACUCCAGCUCAAGUAAUCACUACACCCAUUUCUUGUCCAAGUGGAUGGCAGCCCUAUGCCGGUUAUUGUUAUAGGCUACAAAAAAGUCCCAAGACAUGGCAGCAGUCUUUAAGAGCCUGUCGAAAGGAGGAAGGAGAUCUAGUUAGCAUUCACAGUAUUGAAGAGGAAAGCUUUAUCAUCACUCUGCUUGGAAUUUCAUCCAUGAAUGGAGUAUGGCUUGGAUUGAAUGAUCUUAAGAUGUCAAUGUUGUUUGUGUGGUCAGAUGACACACCUGUGACCUUUACUUAUUGGGGCUAUCAAGAACCAAGUCACCAUAGUAACAGGGAUGAAGACUGUGUCAUGAUGAAUACAACGAGUGGCUAUUGGGCAGAUGAACUCUGUGAAAUAGAACAAGGAUAUAUUUGUAAACGAAAACCACUUUCAAAUAAACCAGGGGUGAAGCUGGAUAUUCCUGCAGAAGAAGGAUGCCAGAAGGGUUGGAAGAGAUAUCACACAUUUUGUUAUCUGAUUGGACAAACAAUAAAGACGUUCAGGGACGCAAAUAACAUGUGUCAAAAUCAGGGAGCAGCCCUUGUUAAUGUCCAAGGAAGAUUUGAACAGGCUUUCCUGACAAGCUUAAUUGGUCUACGACCUGAAGCAUAUUUUUGGAUUGGAAUAAAAUCUGAUGAAGAUAACGAAGGAACCUUCAUAUCUGUAGAUCGGAAGACAAUAUCAUUUACCCACUGGAACAUUAAUAUGCCAGGGAGAAAUGUUGGAUGUGUUGGCAUGGCAACUGGAAUUGCUGCUGGGUUAUGGAAUGUCUAUGAUUGUAAUACCAAGGCAAAGUAUAUCUGCAGGUCCUGGGCAGAUGGUGUGACACCUCCUCCAUUCAUUCCAACAAGUGCUGCUGCAACUUGUGAGUCAGGGUGGAAAACAUAUGACAACUCCCAAUACUGUUACAAAGUUUUCAUAAAAUCACAACAUUUUAGGAAAUCAUGGUUUGAAGCACGUGAUUAUUGUCGAAGUAGAGGAGCACAUCUAGUUAGCAUCCACAAUAAAGAAGAAGCUGAUUUUAUCUGGAGUCAACUCGCAUUACUUUUAACUGAUUCGCCUCUGUGGAUUGGAAUAAGUAAGCCAGGACCAAAUUCAGGAUUUGUUUGGAGUGAUGGCAGUCCAGUAGGGUAUGAGAAAUGGAAUGCUGGAGAACCCAACAAUUAUCGUGGGAUUGAGAACUGUGGUGAAGUAGGAACACAUAAUUUGCGAUGGAAUGACUUGCAUUGUGAAAUAUUACGUGACUGGAUAUGCAAAAUUAAAAAAGGAAAAACUGUAAAGCCUGAACCUUCAACUGAAACUUCAGGAACUCUAACAACAGACGAUGGCUGGCUAAUAUAUGACGAAUCUCAGUACUAUAUUAAUCAAGAAGAAUUGGCAUGGGAUGAGGCAAGGGAAUUCUGCAAAAAAGGGUUUGGCGACCUUGCUGUAAUCAGCAGUGCUUCCGAAAGAAUCUUUUUGUGGAAAUCGAUUUUGAAAUACCCCUCCAAUCAAUAUUUUAUUGGCUUGCUUGUGGGUCUUGACAAAACUAUAAAGUGGAUCGACAGUUCUCCAAUUGCUUAUCUUGCUUGGGCCCAGCAUGAGCCUAAUUUUGCAAAUAAUGAUGAAAACUGUGUUACCAUGUACACAACCAUGGGAUUUUGGAAUGACAUGAACUGUGGCCACCCAUUUCCUUCUAUAUGUGAAAGAAGUAACAGUUCAAUUAAUACUACACAAGCUCCCACUGAGGACUCUAAUUCAGGAGGGUGCCCUACAGACUGGGAACCAUUUGGAAAGAAGUGUUUCAAGUUUUAUGGUAAAAUAGAAGAGGAACAUUUAUCUUGGAGUGCUGCAAGAGAUGUUUGCAUAAAAGGUGGAGGGAAUCUGGCAUCAAUUCAAAAUGCUAAGGAACAGGCAUUUAUUACCUUGUCUCUGAAUGGCUUUCCUGGAGAUGUUUGGAUUGGAUUAAAUGAUAUUAAUAAAGAGGGUAGAUACCUCUGGACUGACGGGAAGGGAGUAUCGUAUACUAAUUGGGCGAAAGGCUUCCCAACAGGAAAAGCAUACUCCUAUGAUAAUCCGCAAUCUGACUGUGUGACUGUGAGUGUAACUGCAAAGAAACUCGGUGGCCUCUGGAAGGAUAACUACUGCCAGAUCAAAAGAGGUUUUAUAUGCCAGAAGUAUAAAGAUCGUUCAUUAAGCAUGAACCCCACAACUGUUCCUGGACCAAAUUACUAUCAGUAUGGCAACAAUUCCUAUAAAGUUAUUACGGUCAAGUUGAAAUGGCAAGAUGCACGAAAAGUAUGUGAAGCAGAAGGUGCCCAACUUGUUAGUAUUAGGAACGCCUUUGAGAAUUCCUUCUUGAUGUUAGAGGCAAAUAAGGCUGAAGAGAAACUUUGGAUUGGAUUAAAUGCCAAUGCGACUGCAGGACAAUACCGAUGGAUUGAUGGGUGGAAACUAAGGUAUUCCAACUGGGGUGUUGGAGAGCCCAGGGGCAAUAAUGAUUGUGUCUUUAUUGACCUGAAUGGACAGUGGAAAACCUCAGACUGCAACAAUGAGUCAUAUGCCACUUGUAAAAUAUCUUCUGAACCUGUGAUUACUGAGCCACCUCAACUCCAAGGAAGGUGUCCAGAAACGCUGGACCAAUCCUGGAUCCCAUUUCAUGGGCACUGCUACUUCUUUGAAGCAUCAAAUAAAAAACCUUGGCCCUCUGCCAGCCUUGACUGCAUUCGUUAUGGUGCCUCAUUAGUAAGUAUCGAUAAUAUUCCAGAAAACACCUUUUUGCUAAAUACUGCAGAAGUCAUGGCUGACAAGGCACCUAACUUCUGGAUAGGAAUGUACAGUAAUAUUGAAGGUGCUUGGCUAUGGCUAGAUAAUAGUGUGGUGGAUUUUGUAAACUGGAAUAAAGGAGAACCUUCAGAUCAUAAGCACGAAAACUGUGUUGAAAUGUAUUCGGAUAAAGGUACCUGGAACAACGCACCAUGUGCAAUUUAUAAAAACUACAUCUGCAAAAUGCCAAAAAUUGUGGAUGUAACUGAGGCACCAUCACAACUGGAAGAUCCCCGGCCAAAAAAGAAUCCAUCUUACAGCACUGCAGGGAUUGUGGCGAUAAUAGUUCUUGUCAUCAUUCUACUUGUAGUUCUUGGAGGCUACUUCUUUCAAAAGUAUAGGAGGAAGGCCUCAGAUGGACCUACAACAUUUGAUAACACCCUUUUCUUCAACAGAGAGUUUACAUCUGAACCCUGUGACAUGAAGUCUCUUGUGCCAAAUAUAGAAUCAAAUGAAUAGAAUGUAAUGUAGUUUACUGAAAGUUUAUGAAAUACUUUGAAAUAUAUCUACCAUGAGCUGCAUGCAGUUAGACUGGAAAUGCAUUUUAGCGGUGUAUUUGGCUGAUGUGCGCUUUGCUACAAUAUUUUCCACAGGACUCCACAAUGCUUGUGUAUUGUUUACCAUUAUUUUAGAAGUAUAUAUAUUGAUUACUUAUGUUCGUUAAAGGGCAAUCUUUCAGGUAACCUUUUAGAAUUAAUGCUUAGUGCUUUAGUAAUUCUGCUAUUUAAAUAAUACAUUUCGAAACUGUAAAUAGGAGAGAGUUGAAUCUUAUAGCUUUGAUACAAAGAAAACACCUACUGCAAAAAAAAGUGUGUUGUUUCAUGUAUCUGAUUUAUAGCCCAAAUAUAGUGCGCAAAAUACACGUAACUGUUAAAAACCCCAAGAGAUUCUGCAGAUACUGAGGAAAUCCAGAGCAAUAGAAACAAAAUACUACAGGAACUCAGCAGGUCAAGCAGUAUCUAUGAAAAUAAGUAAACAGUCAGCAUUUCAGGCCAAGACCCUUCAUCGGGACCAAAACAUCAACUGUUUAUUUAUUUCCAUAGAUACUGACUGAGCUGCUGAGUUCCUCCAGCGUUUUCUGCACAUAACUGUUAAAAGCCUAGAUUUCAGAGAAAAUUUUAAAAUCAGCUCACAACUUGUCUGUCAGCAAUUCUCUGCUUUAUUUUUUUAAAUAGAUUAGAUGCAUAUCAUUAACCCUUAUUUUGUGAACAUCCACACAGCAAAUAACUUGAAUAUGAAUUUGUGGUUACUUACUGUUCCAUUCACUGUUUAUGUGUAACCUGGUGAUUAUACAAACCUUAUAGACAAAAUGCGUGCAGACGAAAUUCCAGCCAAGUGUAAAUAAUUAUCAUCAGCACAUUUCUAGAGACAUAACGUGUGCAAAAUUUUGGAUGUUCAUACAGAUUGAAAUAAGUUGAGCGUUUUCAUUUAGACAUUAAAUAUAUUGACCUUACAUAUAUGUAUGAAUAAUAACAUUUGGAAUAAAAGACUAGUAUGUUUAAUAUGGAAUGAUUUUUAUGUUUCCUGAUACACUAAAGAGGUAUGAACUGAUUUCAGGCACAGUUAAAGGGAUAAAUGUUUUAUUCAUUUUAAAAAUAGGAUUCUGAUCAAAUUGUGAUUUCCAUGGCUUGUAUGAGGAAUGAAUUGCAUCAAACAGCAAUCACAAGAAAAUAAAA
Molecule: messenger RNA, 5623 nt
Organism: Mobula hypostoma (lesser devil ray)
Lineage: Eukaryota; Metazoa; Chordata; Chondrichthyes; Myliobatiformes; Myliobatidae
Gene: mrc1a
Product: mannose receptor, C type 1a
Exons: 30
Coding region: 69-4406 (1445 amino acids)
Molecular function (GO): signaling receptor activity
Source: RefSeq, a predicted model, not a curated record